Molecule: messenger RNA, 4098 nt
Organism: Patiria miniata (bat star)
Lineage: Eukaryota; Metazoa; Echinodermata; Asteroidea; Valvatida; Asterinidae
Exons: 5
Coding region: 1-4098 (1365 amino acids)
Source: RefSeq, a predicted model, not a curated record
AUGGCCCCAAUACCUGGCAAUCUGGGUGCCAGGGCCCCGCCUGCCCGGGCCGUGAUUCAACUUAGCUCACCGCCAGCCUUUGGUUUCUCUGAUGGUUCAUUGACGUCAAAGUUCCCUGCUGCCUCUGGGGUCCCUCUCCAAUCUCAGACUGAUUCUCCUCAGAAGUCCAAGAAGAAACUUCAGCUGGCAGAUGAGACUAUUCCCACAGACAAUGACCCCCUUAUCACGUACCGGAUAUGUGCGAGCCCGUUUGGCCUCUUUCGACAGGGUCCUGGGAUCAAAUCACUUCAGUCCGGAUCCCUGCAGGGUCCUCCUGAUUGCUUAUUUGGCUCCGACAACCGUCUGCCAUUUCUCUGCCUUCUCAAGCGGCUGCCACCAUCGCAGUCCGUAGCAUUUGUCAACCCGAAUGGGACGUGCUGCAAGUUGACAGCAGAACCGUUCUGCAGCCCUCCCUACUGCCCCAGCGGCGCAACCGGAUCUGGUUCCUCCCCCGCUGGCGCCCAACAUUACCAAUCAGGGACAGCUUGCCCGGUUUUGGUUGAUGAUACUCUGUUUGGCCCAAAGCUUGAAGACGAUGCAGUUGAUACAGAGGAUCUUGGGGAUACCUCGAUCGAGCUUGUAAUGUCAGACAACAUACAAGAAAAAUUCAACAAACUGAAUGUAGAGGCAGAGCUUCAGGUGAGUGUCUUGGCCGGCCUGAUCAAGUUGAGUGGAUCAGGAUCCUACCUAGGGGAGGAAAGAAAGAGCGCUAGAGCUCAAAGUAUGAGUUUAAUCUACAAGCUGAGAACAGUCAAUGAAGAGAUCAUGCUUCGCCAGAACAAAGAUAAGAUCGACCUGAAAAUUCUGUCACCUUCAAAUGGGCAAACUGUUAAUGCAACCCACGUGGUUUAUGCUAUUGAUUGGGGAGCAGUUUGUUCGGUUACUUGUGAGUGCGAAAACAAAGAAGAUGAAAGUGUAACUGACGUCAAAGGGGCCUUGAGCGCAGAGCUUGAAAAACUCAAACGUUUGGUUGCUGACAAAGGGUCUGCAAAAGCAUCAUAUGAUGAUGAAAACAAAGAAAAUCACAAAAAAUUCACUUUCCAAUUUAAAGCGGAUGUGUUGGAUCCUGACAAGGAUCCUGACAAGGAUCUGCCUGUGACAUUCGAAGGUGCUCUUAAACUAGCGCGAAAUUUUCCACGUCUAGUUAAAAACACAAACACAGGGAAGGGUGUUCCAUUGCUUUACAUGUUGAAACCACUGGAUGCUGUCGUCAAGAUGUGUAAGCUCCAGAUACAAUUUCAAAAACAAUACACAUCAAUCAAUGACGACAGCAUCAGAAAGUGUGCACAGGCUGUGGAGGGAAUCACCCAAAAAAAACAAUCUCUCUACGAUAUUCACAAAGAUCUGCAUGCCAGCGCCGAAUAUGUCCCUGAAGGAUCCCUAGCUGGGAUUGAUGAUAUCUUUAAGAAGUUCAUAAAGCAAGAAUCUGAUUUUAAGGCUGAGCUUCAAGAUUUGGUGAAGAAAGUCAGGUCGGGAAAUGAAGACGUCUCUAAAAUUGAGGCAUUCCUGGAUAAGGAAUUGUCUGCGACAUUUUCCGUUUCCAGGUACAACUUUCACAUGAAAGGAUUUCAAAAAGAUCUGAGCAAACUAAAAUCUAUCAAACCAUGGAAAAAGAAAGGAAUCAUCUACAUCGGAAAAAAAGAUGAAGUUACCGUGGACGACAGCAGAAUGGUCUAUGUUCUCUACAAGACUGGCGACGAGAAUGUAAAAACCGAUCUUCAUGAGAAAAAUUGCGAGUUCUUUGAACGACUACAAACAACACAUGCUCAUGACAAGGACUUCAAAUUCAUUGUUGUAGACCAAGACCUAAGAGAGGAUAUUUGGCCAUCUGGCGAAACGAAAACAACCAUUCAUAGCUUUGAAAAUGCUGUUCAAACAUCGGUAGACCUGUACGCCAAAGAAGGCGAAGAUUCUGAGAUGUGUCUGAUAAAAAUCAUAAGACCAGUUUACAAGCAAAUGCGCCCACACAACCGAGCAUAUGUCAGGAUAAGAUGCCCAAAUGCUUUGGCCGGAAAUGGUCAAUGUUCAGGUGACCCUUUCACUUGGAAGUGUAACAAAUGCAGGGAGUUGGUUGAAUAUGGCAUAGAAGAUAAACUGUUUUACUGCAAAUGCGGACAAUCUGACCCCAACGAAUCACUCUGGCGUUGUAAUGAGAAGGGUCACGGCAUGAAAUACAUCGAGUGUCAACACGAUAUUCUCUCUGCGGAGUUGUCAAAUCUUCGGGCCUUGAAGGAGAGAAACAUCUUGAUCUUGGGUGAGACAGGUGUUGGAAAAUCUACAUGGAUCAACGGUUUUAUUAACUACCUUCAUUAUGAUGGUCUUGAGGAAGCUAUGAAUGCCAAGGAAUUCCAAGUUUUAAUACCGUCCAGCUUCACCUUUACACGGGACGGGGAGGAAACGAAGAUAAUGGUUGGGGAAAGUGACACAAAUGAGAACAUGGAAGAAGGAAAAUCUGCAACCAAAGAGCCACGUUCCUAUCUCUUCCACGUAGGAGGAGACAUCGUUCGCUUGAUUGAUACACCAGGAAUAGGAGCUAGUGAAGGUAUAGAACAAGAUCGGAAAAACUUUGACAACAUACUAUCGCAUCUGACCUACUACCAGGAGAUUCAUGCUGUGUGCAUACUUCUCAAGCCAAACAAGUCACGUCUAACAGUAAUGUUCCGCUUUUGCAUCCAAGAACUCUUGGCCCAUCUGCAUUCGUCAGCCAAACACAAUAUUGUAUUUUGCUUCACCAAUGCUCGAGCUACAUUCUACCAGCCUGGAGACACCUUGCCUACCCUCAACACAGAGCUCAGGAACAAACAGGUUGGAAUUCAAGCUACUCCGAGCAACUACUUUUGUUUUGAUAACGAGCCUUUCCGCUUCUUGGCUUGUGUGAAAAACAGAGUGAAAUUCAGCCAAGUAGAAAUAAACACUUAUGCUGAAAGCUGGAACAAGUCUGUUGAACAAACCAAGAAGCUAUUUGAGCACAUCAGCUCUUUGGGGCCUCACAAAAUUCGGAAUACUUUGAGCAUGAAUGAGUCACGAAGAAUCAUCUUGGCCAUGAGCAAACCCUUGGCAGAAGUGGCCAAGACAAUCCAACAAACUGUACAGCAAGGCAAAGAAGCAACGAGACAAAUUGACCUGGUCGACAUAGAUAUGGACAGCUUGAAAGCCAAACUGAAGUUUUCUGGAUUUGACCUGAAGCGUGUGGAGCUAAAAUAUCCCAGAACAGUCUGUGCAGCUCCAGAAUGUGUCCGAUAUGUCCCAGUCGGAGCGAGUAGUACGCAAAACACAAUAUACGAUCAAAUAUGCCAUGAUCAGUGUACUCUGAGCGGAAUUUCAACGGAAACAACAAAUGAUGCAAGACUACAAGGUUGUGAUUGCAUACGCGGGACUGCUUCUUCUAUUGUGGGGAAAGUUGUGCGAGCGAUACGUAACGUCCUGGUGCCACGAACGAAAUGUAUCCAGUGUGGUCACCAUUACAACACUCAUAUGCACAUGACGUAUGACCUUCAGCUUGUUUCCACGGAAUUCCUUUCUGAAGAAGUGCAAACACAAAUCAAUCAGAAGAAAAGCGCUAAAGAAACCAAGGAAGCUUUCAAAGAAGCAAUUGCUACAAAAAAGGCGGAAUUGGAGGAAGAGGAAAACAUCAUCAUGAAAACUAGCGCCAAGUAUGGCUCAUUCCUCAAAGCAAAUGCUCUCAUACCCUACAAUGACGCAGUUGGAGACUAUCUUGACAUGUCUAUUAAACAGGAGAGACACAAACCCGAUGAAAUCCGAAACAAAACUCUUCUGGAUACAAUGGAAACAAGGAAGACACAAUAUGAACAAGAAAGGAUCAUUUUGGAUCUGGCAAUCGAUAAAGAAGGUGACGAAAACAUACACACUCCAGAGGAAGUGAUGAAGCUUCAGGAAGAGCUCUUUGGCCUAAAGCAUAUGGGACAAACAUUGAAAGAUCUUUUUGAUGGAAUUUCCAUCUCACACUCUGCCAGAAACAUAGCAUUCAAGGAGACGUAUGCCCCCAUUCCACAGAAUCACAAGAAAAAAGGGGCAAAGAGCAGUUGGAAAAUUUGGUAG